AUGUCUUCCGCUCCACUCUCAGGCAAAGUCGCCGUCAUCACCGGUGGCACAAAGGGCAUUGGCGCAAGCACUGCAACGCUCCUAGUCAAACUCGGAGCCAAAGUCGUCGUCAACUAUGGCCGCGACACGGCGGCAGCGGAGAAGAUCGUCUCGCAACUCGGCAGCGACAAUGCUUACGCAGUCCAAGCCGACGCAGGGACGGUCGCCGGCGUCGAACAGUUGGUGAAGGCCACGGUAGAGAAGUUUGGAAAGAUCGACAUCCUGGUCCCUAAUGCGGGGAUCCUGCCCAUGAAGACGGUCGAAUCGUGUACAGAAGAGGACUUUGAUCGGACAUUCAACCUCAACGUCAAGGGACCUUUCUUCCUCGUUCAAAAGGCUCUACCGCACAUGGCGCCGGGAAGCAGCAUCGUGCUGAUCUCCACGACCCUUUGCCACGCCUCGACCGUCAACGGACCUUACACGCUGUACUGCUCAACGAAGGGCGCCAUCGAACAACUGACUCGCCUCCUCUCCAAGGACCUGCUCUCCAGGAAAGGCAUCCGAGUGAACGCCAUUGCCCCGGGCCCGACAGCAACCGAUCUCUUCCUGGAGGGCAAGAGCGAGCAGGUGCUCAAGACUCUGGCGAGCUUCCACCCGGCCAACCGAAUCGGCAAGCCCGAGGAGAUUGCGCAGGCGAUCGCUUUCCUGUGCGGCGAGGGCGCCGAGUGGGUGAGCGGGCAGACGAUCCGGGUGAACGGCGGUAUGGCUUGA
Molecule: messenger RNA, 750 nt
Organism: Fonsecaea pedrosoi CBS 271.37
Lineage: Eukaryota; Fungi; Ascomycota; Eurotiomycetes; Chaetothyriales; Herpotrichiellaceae
Exons: 1
Coding region: 1-750 (249 amino acids)
Molecular function (GO): oxidoreductase activity
Source: RefSeq, a predicted model, not a curated record